UCCAGGUUACACAUUCACAUCCAGGGACCACGUUCUGAUCCAGGGUCCACGUUCUCAUCCAGGGUCCACAUUCCACUUUCUCAUCCAGGUUCCACAUUCUCAUCCAGGGUCCACAUUCUCAUCCAGGGUCCACGUUCUCAUCCAGGGUCCACAUUCUAAUCCAGGGUCCACGUUCUCAUCCAGGAUCCACAUUCUAAUCCAGGUUCCACAUUCUCAUCCAGGGUCCACAUUCCACAUUCUCAUCCAGGGUCCACAUUCCACAUUCUCAUCCAGGGUCCACAUUCUAAUCCAGGUUCCACAUUCUCAUUCAGGGUCCACAUUCUCAUCCAGGUUCCACAUUCUCAUCCAGGGUGCACAUUGUCGUCCAGGGUCCACAUUCUCAUCCAGGUUCCACAUUCUAAUCCAGGGUCCACAUUCUCAUCCAGGGUCCACAUUCUCAUCCAGGGUCCACAUUCAACAUUCUCAUUCAGGGUCCACAUUCUCAUUCAGGGUCCACAUUCCACAUUCUCAUCCAGGGUCCACAUUCCACAUUCUCAUCCAGGGUCCACAUUCUAAUCCAGGUUCCACAUUCUCAUCCAGGGUCCACAUUCUCAUCCACGUUCCACAUUCUGAUCCAGGGUGCACAUUCUCAUCCAGGGUCCACAUUCUCAUCCAGGUUCCACAUUCUAAUCCAGGGUCCACAUUCUCAUCCAGGGUCCACAUUCUCAUCCAGGGUCCACAUUCUCAUCCAGGGUCCACAUUCAACAUUCUCAUCCAGGGUCCAUGUUCCACAUUCUGAUCCAGGGUCCACGUUCCACAUUCUCAUCCACAUGCCACAUUCUCAUCCAGGGUCCACAUUCCACAUUCUCAUCCAGGGUCCACAUUCCACAUUCUCAUUCAGGGUCCACAUUCCACAUUCUCAUCCAGGGUCCACAUUCUCAUCCAGGUUACACAUUCUCAUCCAGGGUCCACAUUCUUAUCCAGGGUCCACAUUUCACAUACUCAUCCAGGGUCCACAUUCCACAUUCUCAUCCUGGGUCCACAUCCUCAUCCAGGGUCCACAUUCUCAUCCAGGGUUCACAUUCUCAUUCGCGGUCCACAUUCUCGUCCAGGGUCCACAUUCUCAUCCAGGGUCCACAUUCCACAUUCUCAUUCAGGGUCCACAUUCCAUAUUCUCAUCCAGGGUCCACAUUGCACAUUCUCAUCCAGAGUCCACAUUCCACAUUCGCAUCUGGGGCCCACAUUCUCAUCCAGGGUCCACAUUCCACAUUCUCAUUCAGGGUCCACAUUCUACAUUCUCAUCCAGGGUCCACAUUCCACAUUCUCAUCCCGGGUCCACAUUCUCCUCCAGGGUCCACAUUCCACAUUCUCAUCCAGGGUCCACAUUCCACAUUCUCAUCCAGGGUCCACAUUGCACAUUCUCAUCCAGGGCCCACAUUCUCAUCCAUGGUCCACAUCCUCAUCCAGGGUCCACAUUCUCAUCCAGGGUCCACAGUCCAAAUUCUCAUCCAGGGUCCACAUUGCACAUUCUCAUCCAGGGUCCACAUCCUCAUCCAGGGUCCACAUUCUCAUCCAGGGUCCAGAGUCCACAUUCUCAUCCAGCUUACACAUUCUUCUUCAGGGUCCACGUUCUCAUCUAGGGUCCACAUUCUCAUCCAGGGUCCACAUUCUCAUCCAGGGUCCACAUUCCACAUUCUCAUUCAGGGUCCACAUUCCACAUUCUCAUCCAGGGUCCACAUUCUCAUCCAGGGUCCACAUUCCACAUUCUCAUCCAGGUUACACAUUCUCAUCCAGGGUCCACAUUCUAAUUCAGGGUCCACAUUCCACAUUCUCAUCCAGGGUCCACAUUCUCAUCCAGGGUCCACAUUCUAAUUUCAGGGUCCACAUUCCACAUUCUCAUCCAGGGUCCACAUUCCGCAUUCUCAUCCAGGUUACGCAUUCUCAUCCAGGAUCCACAUUCUCAUCCAGGGUCUACAUUCCACAUUCUCAUUCAGGGUCCACAUUCCACAUUCCCAUCCAGGGUCCGCAUUCUCAUUCAGGGUCCACAUUCUCCGCCAGGGUCCACAUUCUCCUCCAGGGUCCACGUUCCACAUUCUCAUCCAGGGUCCACGUUCCACAUUCUCAUCCAGGGUCCACAUUGCACAUUUGCAUCUAGGGCCCACAUUCUCAUCCAGGGUCUGCAUUCCACAUUCUCAUUCAGGGUCCACAUUCUCAUCCAGGUUACACAUUCUCAUCCAGGGUCCACAGUCUUAUCCAGGGUCCACAUUCUCAUCCAGGGUCCACAUUCUCACCCAGGGUCCAUAUUUCACAUUCUCAUCCAGGGUACACAUUCCACAUUCUCAUCCAGGGUCCACAUCCUCAUCCAGGGUCCACAUUCCACAUUCUCAUCCAGGGUCCACAUCCUCAUCCAGGGUCCACAUUCCACAUUCUCAUCCAGGGUCCACAUCCUCAUCCAGGGUCCACAUUCUCAUCCAGGGUCCACAUUCUCAUUCGCGGUCCACAUUCUCGUCCAGGGUCCACAUUCUCAUCCAGGGUCCACAUUCUACAUUCUCAUCCAGGGUCCACAUUGCACAUUCCCAUUCAGGGUCCACAUUCCCAUCCAGGGUCCACGUUCCACAUUCUCAUCCAGGGUCCACAUUCUUAUCCAGGGUUCGCAUUCUCAUCCAGGGUCUACAUUCUCAUCCAGGGUCCACAUUUCACAUUCUCAUCCAGGGUCCACAUUCCACAUUCUCAUCCAGGUUCCACAUUCUCAUCCAGGGUCCACAUUCUCAUUCGCGGUCCACAUUCUCAUCCAGGGUCCACAUUCCACAUUCUCAUUCAGGGUCCACAUUCCACGUUCUCAUCCAGGGUCCACAUUGCACAUUCUCAUCCCGGGUCCACAUUCCACAUUCACAUCUAGGGCCCACAUUCUCAUCCAGGGUCUAAAUUCCACAUUCUCAUUCAGGGUCCACAUUCCAGGUUCUCAUCCAGGGUGCAUAUUCCACAUUCUCAUCCAGGGUCCACAUUCUCAUCCAAGGUCCACAUUCCACAUUCUCAUCCACAGUCCACAUUCCACAUUCUCAUCCAGGGUCCACAUUCCACAUUCUCAUCCAGGGUCCACAUUCCACAUUCUCAUUCAGGGUCCACAUUCCACAUUCUCAUCCAGGGUCCACAUUUUCAUCCAGGGUCCACAUUUCACAUUCUCAUCCAGGGUCCGCAUUCCACAUUCUGAUCCAGGGUCCACAUCGUCAUCCAGGGUCCACAUUCUCAUCCAGGGUCCACAUUCUCAUUCGCGGUCCACAUUCUCAUCCAGGGUCCACAUUCUCAUCCAGGGUCCGCAUUCCACAUUCUCAUUCAGGGUCCACAUGCCACAUUCUCAUCCAGGGUCCACAUUGCACAUUCUCAUCCAGGGUCCACAUUCUCAUUCGCGGUCCACAUUCUCAUCCAGGGUCCACAUUCUCAUCCAGGGUCUGCAUUCCACAUUCUCAUUCAGGGUCCACAUUCCACGUUCUCAUCCAGGGUCCACAUUUCCAUCCAGGGUCCACAUUCCACAUUCUCAUUCAGGGUCCACAUUCCACAUUCUCAAUUAGGUCCACAUUCUCAUCCAGGGUCCACAUUCCACAUUCUCAUAUAGUGUCCACAUUCCACAUUCUCAUCCAGGGACCACAUUCCACAUUCUCAUCCAGGGUCCACAUUCUCAUUCAGGGUCCACAUUCCACAUUCUCAUCCAGGGUCCAUGUUCCCAUCCAGGGUCCAUGUUCUCAUCCAGGUUCCACAUUCUCAUCCCGGGUGCACAUUCUAAUCCAGG
Messenger RNA from Hypanus sabinus (Atlantic stingray), 3766 nucleotides. Its product is annotated as mucin-3B-like. Bases 763 to 1851 code for a protein of 362 amino acids. NCBI's taxonomy places the organism in Eukaryota, Metazoa, Chordata, Chondrichthyes, Myliobatiformes, Dasyatidae. The record is from RefSeq and is a predicted model, not a curated record. The transcript is spliced from 2 exons.